Molecule: messenger RNA, 852 nt
Organism: Clonostachys rhizophaga
Lineage: Eukaryota; Fungi; Ascomycota; Sordariomycetes; Hypocreales; Bionectriaceae
Source: the annotation of a GenBank genome assembly
AUGACGAGUGACGACAUCUUCCAACUCCGUGCCAAAGACAACAGCGUUGUAGGACGUUUGGCUCUCGUCACGGGAGCUAGCGGCGGUAUUGGUUCGCAUUGUGCGCGAGCCCUGGCUGCCGAGGGCUGCGACAUUGCCCUUCAUUAUUCAUCCAGUAAGGCCGCAGCGGAUGCUCUCGCCAGCGAACUGCGUGUUCAAUAUCCUGGUCAGCUGUUCGUCCCUUGCCGGGCCGACUUGUCAUCUCGUGAGGCUACGCGGGAUCUCGUCCCGAAUCUGCUUCAAACAGACGUCGUUGCUGCAAAGCACAAGACCAUCUCGAUAUUAGUAGCCAAUGCUGGGUUAGGUCGCCGUAUACGAGAUGUCGCGGAUAUUGAAGAGAGCGACUGGGAUGACAUGUUUGAGGUCAAUACACGAAGUCCCUUUGUCGUCGUCAAGUCCGCCGUCGCCGGCAUGCGAGCGCAGAAUUGGGGCAGAAUCGUACUUGUCGGUAGUCUUGCAAGCCAGGGCAAGGGGUUGAAUGGGUGCCAUUACGCAGCCUCUAAAGGAGCCCUGAGUUCCAUGGGCCGCAAUCUAGCCAAUCUACUUGCGCCAGAAGGCGUGACGGUUAAUAUAGUCUCUCCGGCAAUGAUCGGCUCGACGGGAAUGAUUCCGCUCCCGAAAGCCGGAUCUUGGGAUCGUACAGCUCAAAGCCUCGAUAGUCUCCGCAACAAUGACCCUGGUCUUGCCAUUGCUUCCACCAUCCCGGUGGCUCGUCUCGGCACGCCCGAUGAAGUUGCCCAGAUUACAAUCAUGUUUGCCAAGACCGGAUACUUGACAGGACAAGAUGUUCACCUAAAUGGAGGGCUUCACUGA